Molecule: messenger RNA, 1186 nt
Organism: Theobroma umbraticum
Lineage: Eukaryota; Viridiplantae; Streptophyta; Magnoliopsida; Malvales; Malvaceae
Source: RefSeq, a predicted model, not a curated record
UCUUUCACAGAUACAAAGUAAGAUUGUCUCUGCACCUGGCAUGAGCUUAAGAGCAUAUUUCUCUACGGAAUUGUCAUGUGGGGAUGUUUUCGAUAGGGAAGAAAGUGAAGUUCCAGUAAUAGAUGAGAGCAGGGAGCCCAGACACAAGGGUGGUAUGGACUUACACCAUCAUGCAAUCGAGUUCGACAUCGAGUUCUGGCCUGUUGAACAUCCUAUGGAGCCGCAGGAUGAAGAUCGGCCUGUAAAAUGCCCAAUGCCAGCUUCUUCCUGCAUCAAUGAUGGAAUAGGCAAUGAAGAAAGGCUUGCAGCAGAGAGCUCGCGGAAGAGAUCAGAAGUAACAGUAACGGCGAAGAAAGGAAUUCCGGUGGCUACAGAGCCAGCAGUAAGAGCUGUGCGUAAAAGGCAUCACACUCUCACCCGCGACGACCACGUCAUAAAGCCGCUUGUCAGAAUGCCGCCUCUUCCUCCACUCCCAACCCAGAAUCUUACCAUUUUCCAAAUGCUUCAGGAAUUCGACAAGUUUAACUCUUGAAAAGGGUUUAACGCAAACAAAUGAUAACACAAAUUUUCCCAUCCUUUUCAAACUCUGCAAUGUUUAGUUCAAUGCAUUUGGAGAGAUCCAGGAGAAAGAAAAUCCUAGAGCGCCCAGGCCAUAACUACAUAGACUAGCCUUCUGAGAUACAUGUUCUGUAUAUUAUUCACUAUAUCCAAAUGGUUUUAUGAGAAGCAACUGUGACUUGUUGGUGGACCAAAUUCUAAUCAUAAGCAGAUGCUUCCAUCUUCACUUCCCUCAUUCUUACUCAGACAUUUCAAUUUCCAGAAAUUCAGAUUUUCUAGAUUUCUGCUUCAAAACCCCAAUAUUUAAAUGCCAAAGCAAUAUCAAGGUCGAAGCCAGCCAUACUCAAUUCUGCAGAGAGAUGGACAAGUGAAUCAUUCUUUGCAAACAAGAGGUUUUCAUUCUUUAAAAAGAAUUGUAGAGCAAGCAACCCAAUUAGCCAAUAGAUGGCUCAGCAAAGGCCAAAAAACAAACAAAAUCCUGUCCAAUAAACAACCAAACAAGCAGAUAGAAAUCAAAGAAAGGUUCCUCGUUCUCAACACAGCAUUAGGUCGUCGGGGGGGACCAGCAUUGUUAUAAAAUCAUCCCCCUGAGUCUGACCAGGUUCAUCUGUUGAAAGCAUGCUCUAAC